UUUCUGGUAUGCGCAUCCCCUCUUCUUCUUCUUCUUCGGGGGAGAAAAAGGGAGAAUCCAGCAAUGGACAAACCUCCAUAUCUUCACCGUUCCCGCUUCUUCAGCAGGACUAAACUUCUUACUUUCUGGACUCUCAUUUUUCUGGGUCUCCUAUUUUUCCUAUUUCCGAGAUCACCUCCCUUGUCCGCCGAUCGGACUCGCCGGUUUCUUCAAGCGGGGCCCGUUUGGGAGAAUCGGAUCCGGGACUCGACCCGGCCGCAGUCUCACUCGCGUUCUCACCGGGUGCUAGUCACCGGCGCGGCGGGGUUCGUCGGCUUUCACGUCUCCUUGGCACUGAAGCGCCGCGGCGAUGGAGUCGUCGGCAUUGACAAUUUCAACGCCUAUUACGACACCUCUCUCAAGCGCUCACGCGCCGCGCUACUUGAUCGCGCCGGCGUGUUCGUCGUCGAGGGCGACGUCAAUGACGGAGCCCUGCUGGGGAAGCUGUUCGAAUUAGUUAAAUUCACUCACGUAAUGCACCUCGCGGCGCAGGCGGGCGUGCGAUAUGCGAUGAAAAAUCCCAAUUCGUAUGUGCAAAGCAAUAUUGGGGGUUUUGUGAGUGUACUCGAGGCGUGUAAAUCGGCUAAUCCGCAGCCGGCCAUUGUUUGGGCGUCUUCUAGUUCGGUUUAUGGGCUCAAUUCUCGAGUCCCCUUUUCGGAGAGGGAUCGUACGGAUCAACCCGCCAGCUUAUACGCUGCAACUAAGAAGGCUGGCGAGGAAAUUGCACACACGUAUAAUCACAUUUACGGGCUUUCAAUUACUGGGUUGAGAUUCUUCACGGUUUAUGGACCAUGGGGACGGCCAGAUAUGGCGUAUUUCUUUUUCACUAAGGAUAUUCUGAAGGGGAAGACGAUUAAGAUUUUCGAAGGCCCUAAUCACAGUUCUGUGGCGAGAGAUUUUACUUACAUCGACGACAUUGUGAAGGGUUGUUUGGGUGCAUUGGAUACGGCGGGGAAGAGCACCGGGAGCGGCGGGAAGAAGAAGGGAAAGGCUCAAUUGCGGGUGUUCAAUCUUGGGAAUACUUCGCCGGUGGUUGUUAGUAAGCUGGUGACCAUUUUGGAGAAGUUGCUGCAGGUCAAGGCUAAGAAAAUAGUGUUGCCAAUGCCGAGGAACGGCGACGUCCCUUUCACCCAUGCCAAUAUUACUCUGGCUCAGAAGGAGCUUGGCUACAAGCCCACCACAGAUUUGCAGACAGGUUUGAAGAAAUUUGUUGAUUGGUAUCUCCUUUAUUAUUCAAAAUCUGGGAAGAAGAUUGUUUUGUAGGCUGUAGUAGCUGAGUUCUUUCAAGAAUUUGAUCUAACUGAUUUGUUGUUUUUCUCCCGUUUUCUACUGAUCAGAUUGAUGGGUUGGAAAUUUGGGGGAGUUGUAGGACAACUGUGUAUUGAUUUGUUGUGUGUCUGGAUUGAGCUUUUUGGUAACAACAAUUUCACUAGGAAAGCUUAGGAUUUUAACCUUUUUGGAGUUCUUUUCUUUCACUUCUCUGUUUGUUUAGUUUGAGAGAUGUACAUUCUUCACAGGAUCAAGACUUGUUUAAUUGAUUAUUUAUUCAUUUGA
This is a messenger RNA of Momordica charantia (bitter melon), 1593 nucleotides long. RefSeq names its product UDP-glucuronate 4-epimerase 2. NCBI's taxonomy places the organism in Eukaryota, Viridiplantae, Streptophyta, Magnoliopsida, Cucurbitales, Cucurbitaceae. The record is from RefSeq and is a predicted model, not a curated record.